Ostrea edulis (European flat oyster) is the source of this 4010-nucleotide messenger RNA. Its product is annotated as protein phosphatase 1L-like. The transcript has 5 exons. Gene Ontology annotation, molecular function: cation binding; protein serine/threonine phosphatase activity. NCBI's taxonomy places the organism in Eukaryota, Metazoa, Mollusca, Bivalvia, Ostreida, Ostreidae. The record is from RefSeq and is a predicted model, not a curated record. Bases 108 to 1163 code for a protein of 351 amino acids. Gene Ontology annotation, biological process: protein dephosphorylation.
UGUUGACUACAACCAACAACAUCCGGCCACCUGCCAUCUGUCUGACAUUGUGUCUCGCUGUCAAAGGCACGUUUGACGAUUUGAAUGAAGACAGACACGAUAAGAGUAUGACUGCAAUCUCCCUCCUCAGUCGGUUUCUGAGGAAGUACGUGUUCAGUGUUGAGGCCCUGUUGUUAUUAGGUCUCGUCUUCUUUCUGUAUCACUCCGUGUAUCAUUCUAAACCUCUGUGGAGAUACAUAUUCCCGUCCAAAGAGAAGAAAAUCAGCGAUGUGAAAAAUAAGGAUCCUGCACAUGAUGUUUUCCCGCCAAAACGAUCUGAACCAACAGCAACAUGGGAACUACAGAAGGAUGGUGCGGCUGGUUACGCUAUUCAGGGGAGACGACCCCACAUGGAGGACAGGCUUAACAUUGUCAGUGACCUUGAACAGACUGGGACAUCUAUCUACGGUGUAUUUGAUGGACACGGAGGAGAGUUUGCAGCCGACUUUACAGAGAAAACUCUCUUUAAGUACUUGAUGGUCAGGAUGCUCAGUGCUUCAUUAGACGAACAAACUGUAAACUUCACCCAGAUGAUUACGGAGGAAGUACUUCGAGUUGACAAAAAGCUACAGGAGAUUGCUAGGACCAAUUCUGAUAUAUCAGGUACUACAGCACUGUUCACCAUAUUGAAAGAGGACAUACUGACGGUAGCAAAUGUCGGGGAUUCCCGGGGUGUUCUGUGUGAUAAAAAUGGAACAGCCAUACCUCUGUCUUAUGACCACAAACCUUACAAUGUGAAAGAGAGACAGAGAAUUAAGGAUGUUGGUGGUUUUAUCAGUUUUAAUGGCGUUUGGAGGGUUGCAGGUGUCCUGGCAACCUCACGUGCCUUGGGGGAUUACCCGCUCAAAGACACUAAAAUGGUGAUAGCGGAGCCCGAUAUUUUGACCUUUAAUCUCAGGUUUCUACAGCCUUAUUUUAUGAUUUUGGCCUCAGAUGGUCUGUGGGAUGUUUUCUCCAAUCAGGAAGCAGUUGACUUCGUGAAAGGCCAUCUUAACGAGCCGUUCUUUGGUGCUAAAAGUCUGGUUUUACAGGCGUACUACAAGGGCUCCCUAGACAACAUAUCUGUGGUGGUUGUUAAUUUUAGCAGUGAUGGAAUCUCAAGAUAUAGCAGCAAGCAGUCUUGAUUGAUAUUUUUUUUUUUAUUCUUAAGUUUUGUUGUCCCUGUAAUAAGGGAGAUAACUCUUGCAAUAAUUUUUUUUUUACUGUCAUUGGAUUUCAGAAUUUACACCAGAAUGAAAACUGCUAGUCUAUGUAUUUGUUUGCGACAAAACAAUACCCAGAAAUUUUUAUGGGUGUCUAGUAUUGUGAUUUAUUCACCCCAAAAGUGUAUGCUCUUUCACAAAACAACAUAAAAUGGUUUUCAGUCAUGAUAAAGAAACCUGUAUGUGUAUGAUUGGUAGGAGAUGGGGAAAAUCAUGUCUGAGAAUGUACCGGGACUUCUAAGUUAUUAGAUGCCAUGUAUCAUUUAUUUAUAACAAAUGCAUAUUUUAAUUAUUCAAUUUUUUGCACACAUUAUGAAUUGUUUCUUGGAUCUAGGGAAAAAAAGGUUAUUUUAAUUGAUAUAAACUUUGUGAUAAAAGUGUAGAUCAUUGUUGUACUUAAUACAUCUGUGACUUAUAUAACUUUGUGUGACUUAAACUUCACAUUUUACUAUUAUUUAUUUAAAAUACAUGUGUGACUUACAUAACUUUGUGUCACUUAAAGUACACAUUUUACUAUAUAUUUGUUUAAACUACAUUUGUGACUUAAACUGUAUAUUUUAUUGUGCAUCUUUUAUUGAUUCAUGUGAUGUUUUGUGCAGAACAUUUUCUCAUGACACAUUACUGGCAUUAGUUAACAUUAAGGUGAAUUUAGAAAAAAAACUAAAAAAUCAAUAUUUUUCUGUUGAUUUUUUUUUGUUAAGUAUGAAACCUUUACCUGAAUUUUUAAAGAUUGAAUUAUGAAAUUGUUUCUUGAAUUAAUAUUAUGCUCAUUAUUUGAUUUCCUAAAAGCUUAAUCACUAACCACUACAGGGAAGGGCUGACCUUGAAAUAAAGCUACUUAAACGAGACUGAGUAGCUUAAGAUGGUCUCACAUUAUUGGUAACAAUAAGGUACUGUACAUUGAUACGUGGUGGGUUUAAUUCAAAACAAGAUUUAGUGGUACAUAGACUUGCAUUGGUAUGAAUACUCACCAUUCAUUUGUUGUUGAAUUACAUUUGUAAUUUAUCUAUAAUUCUUAUAACAUCAGACAAAAAUACUUAAGGAGAGCCACAUAAUUCAAUUAUCUAUGAUAGUAAUAUACAUCCAAAUGACUACAUGCGCAGACAUCAUUGAAUACGUUAAAUUGCUUAAAGUGACAUAUAGGUCCGUUGGGCCAGGUGUAAAAUUAUAUUAUCAUGUAUCUUACUGAAAUACAAAAGUUGUAUUACACAUGUCACUAUAAUAAAAGAUUUACUUACUUACUUACUGUAGGACCAAGAAUACUGAUGUUUGUUAUAAUGGCCUAGUUCAAUCAUCAACUAUAGUAACUAGAGUUGAACCAUAGUAUGAUCGAAUUACCUUUGGUCGAAACUGGAAGGGUUGUCAUUGCGCAUGUCUGGUCUACCACACAGCAACAUGUGCUUACAGAAUGGUUAAACUUUAGUUACCAGAAAUGCGCACUGAAGGUCCAGAAGCAAGCUAGGCAUGCACAAUUAAGUUUCGGAAGUCAACUAGACAACUACUAUGGUUGAUGAUCGAACUAGGCCCAUGUUCUGGGUAGCUCUACUGGUGAAAAUACAUGUCAGCUGUCUGUCAACAACUAUUGUAAAUUAUUCCUCAGAUUGCAAUGAAUUUUUUCCACAAAGACAACACAGGGAUACACAAUAUAGUGCCUUAAUUUUCAUUUGAAUUAAUGGUUAAAUAUGAAAAAUCUAAAUUCUUUUUUUAAUAUAUCGUCUUCCACAUUUAUCAUCAGAUAGUAAUGAAAUCUAAUACAGAGAUACACAAAUCUGUGAUUUUUCAUAUGAACGAAUGGUUAGGUAUAUGAUAUUGUUUUGAGCUCACCUGAGGUAAAGGAUGGUGUAUUCCAAUCUGAUCAAAAUUUGUUUGAAUUUGUAGGUAUUGUUGUUGGAAGAUUUUUAUAUUUUUUAUUUCUUUUCCAGAACACUCAGUCAAUUGCAGUCAAAUAUGAAUUGUGGGGAAUGAAGAUUGUUAAGAUGAAGGGGUUUUCCCUCUUUUCAGGGGAGAUUAGUGAGAGGGUGGAGUGUUAAACAAAUAUUCUCAAGAAUUUCUGAACCAUGAAAGCUAACACUUGUAUAUAAGCUUGUUUAUGUGAUGUAGAUUUCAUUUUAUUCAAACCAUGAGGCCAGGGUGGGGGUUACAACAUGGGAUUAACACUUUCACAUAGAAUAAUCUUCUUCUACAGUAAGGUUACAAUCUUUUGAAUUGAUAUGUAAGCCUCCUUAUAUAGAUUUCAAGGUUGUGCAUCCCCAAAAAUUAUCCAGAUUAUUCCAAGAUACAAAUAAUCCACAGAGGACAUAAGUAACACUUAUGUAUAUACAUUGUAUAUUGCAACCCAAUACAAGGAACAUGUAAGCUAAAUAUAAAACAUUUACAGUUGAAAAGUAAGUUACUUUGUUACUAUUAUUAGCAUUCAAAAUCUGUGUUUCUCCCUUUAUUCUAAACAGUGAUUUUUGUUUAGCACAUGUAGGCCAGUAGAGCUACAUUCUCGACAGAGACUUCUGGUAUAAUAUAUAUAUAUAAUUUGUUGUUGUUUUGUAUUCUGGUAUACUUUAUAUCAUUUGUUGUUGUUUUUACUUCUGGUAUAGUUAGUAUAAUUUGUUGUUGUUUUGUAUGCCUUUUGACAUGUUUUUGUUUCGUUUUUUGUAUUUUUCUUGUAUAUGCAAGAUUGAGAUCUGUCUAGUAAAAAGCCAAUACAUUUUUAUAUGUAAUUUUUUUUAUCAAUGGUAUCUUGAAAAUCGGUAUAAUAAAUAGAAGUUUUAAAUGAUA